Solanum tuberosum (potato) is the source of this 452-nucleotide messenger RNA. RefSeq lists its product as uncharacterized. The transcript is spliced from 4 exons. Bases 64 to 414 code for a protein of 116 amino acids. The record is from RefSeq and is a predicted model, not a curated record. Lineage: Eukaryota; Viridiplantae; Streptophyta; Magnoliopsida; Solanales; Solanaceae.
UAUGCGUAUGCCAAUGCAUCUAGAGUUCUAUCUCCCUCCCCUGCAAUCUCUCUCCUUCUAGGUAUGUUGCAUGCACAAAAUUCCUAUUUUGAAUCCACUUCUUCUUCAUCUCCUAUGCCCAGAAGUGUAGACCCGUCUCAAUUUAGCAUUGAUGAGUCAUAUUAUAAGAGAGUACAACAAAAAAAUUCUUCUGCCACAUACCAACAAAGACCUCAAAAUUCAACUGGACUAAACAAAAUGGAGCAACUUAGGUUUACAUGUAAUAGGGAUUUACAAAUUCAACAACAGAGUAUAGAUGCAGGCACCAUCUCUUUUCAAAAAUCUUUGAAUUUAACCAACCUCCAAGCUGAAGAAACCCUUCAAUUCCAGGGCAUGGCUGCAGAUCUUGGAAAAUUGAAAACUGAGCUUAAUUAGAGAGGCAGAAGAUAAUUUAGUAAAAGCACUUACAAGUA